This is a messenger RNA of Malus domestica (apple), 2578 nucleotides long. RefSeq lists its product as uncharacterized. The record is from RefSeq and is a predicted model, not a curated record. Lineage: Eukaryota; Viridiplantae; Streptophyta; Magnoliopsida; Rosales; Rosaceae.
AUUCUUUCACCAGUCAAGUUCUAUCAAUAAUGGUAUUGUCUAUUGUUUGGCAAAGGUAGCAGUGUCUAGUGGAACUCGCUUAGUUUGGAUUGAGGAGAGUGUUAUUCUGGAUCUCCUCAUCCAAGGAACGUUUCCAAGUUAAUGAUAUCGUUUUUCUUCAAAAAAAUUUGGCCAAGAACAAACAUUUCUUUAGGUAGCUUGCUGAGGGUCACCCUAGGUCUCUAAAACCCUCCUAAUACCCCUCUCUCUUUCCACCACAAACGAACCACAGUCAGUAGGCUUCAUAAAUCUCAGAAAAUGGUGUACAAACCAUGGAAGAUCAUCCCCCGGCCAUUGCUAGAAACCGUGCUCAACAACCACGCCCAGCGCCACCGCGUGCCUCAGCCUCUGAUCCUCCACGGCCCCAGAGGCGCCGGCAAAACCACCCUCAUCCUCGAACGUCUGCUGGGGGAGUGGAACAAAGGCCCUCACCUCACCGGCUAUGUCGACUUCGCCGAGUCCAUCAAGGACCACCACCCGCAGUUCAAUCAGUCGUUUCCAUGGGCUUCCUGGUCCAAUUGCCCGCCGACCACUUUACCCAAUUGCCGAACCAAGCUCGAAAGCUGCCUCGAAUCCAUGGCUCACAAGGGCGUCCAGCUGGGUUCCAUCAGCUCCCAUCAAAUCUUCUCCACUCUCAGCAAAUGGCACGGUCUUAACACGGCUCUCCGCCACGUUAUUGCCGGCAAUGGGGCUGCUAAGAACACUGUUUCUGAGAAAGCUUCCGGGUCGGUUUUGUGGGAUCGGGCGGUGUUCGCGCUAAGUGCUCGAUGUGAUGCCCAAGAGAUUGAUGGGAUUUUGGGUUUGACUGAGAAGAAGAAGAAUGUGCCGUUGGAAGAGGCUUCGUAUUAUAGGGAGGCCGUUGUGGCAUUGAGAUUGGCAAAGGAGGUGAUUAAGCAGCAGCAAAGUUGGAGGGCUAAUGCCAUUGCUCAUUUGAAUCGGACUGGUGGAUUUUCAAGGUCUUUAGCGAAUUCAUGUACUGAUUGGCCUUGUUUAUUGAUGGAGUUGUUGUCACAAGGAGCUGAAAUUGAUCAUUUUCAGCCUAAGCUGGUUAUUAACAAUGUCGAAGUUUUAAAGAAUGCGAUUCUGUUGGAUGAGAAUUCAUCAGUCUGCGGAUCCAUGUAUCACGACAGUCUAAUAUGGAGACUAAUUGCUUUAGGUGCAAAUGAGAGGUGCUUUCCUGUUGUACUCGUGACAUCGGAUAGUUACUAUUCAUACCUAGCUUACAUGGAUUUUGGAUUUCCAGACAUAUUCAUCUCUCGUGAGGCUUUUGGCUGGAGUCCCCAGGAAGCUAAGUUACAUAUGGUUACUGAAUAUUUCAGUAAUUCAGAGUGGUCGGUGAUUGCUGAGGUGUUUGGCCCAAACCCACGACACCUAUUUGAGCUCUAUGCACUCAAACAGGCCAAUUACUAUCAACUGUUAGAAGACAACAAAGAUAGCACAUUUGAAGACAUUGUGGAUUCAUAUUUAGCUUACUUGCAAAUUACUGUAGUGAAUCCGGCCAUGGAGAAAGCAUUGGGGCUCCUUCAAAAGUUUGCUGCUGAUGCACGAAGUGGAAAAUUUUCAAAAGAUAGACUACGCUUUGGUGCACCGUGGAGACAUCCUCCACCUAAAAAUUAUCCCACCAUGUGCCUUGGAUGGGCAAAGAUUCAGCUGAUGGAUUUUGUGCAGUCUCUAAUUAAUACAGAAUUUGGAAUUAAUUAUCUAGCUGAUUGUAGCCUUGAGAUCAUGGACGAUCCUUCUGCUGUUGCAUUGGUGGAGGUUGGUUUGUUGUAUGCUCAACGGGAUCCAUCAAUCAUUCGCCCCAUAUCUAGAGGCAUUCAGCGGUGUAUUGUAAGAUGGCUUGUCCAAGAAAGGAUGCAGAUGAGUUACCCGAAAUUUGUACAGUAUAAAUGGCAGCGUUUUAUGCGUGGCCGUAGCUAUCGUCAUUUGAUGCUACAAGUAGGCUAUAAGUAGAGCAUAAGAGCCGUCUCUUGGCAAAUGCACCUUUUACUUUGGGAGUGGCCCCUGCUUCGGGUUAACAUAAAUAUUUUUUACAGAGCGCAAACACUGGUAAAAUCAUCAUUAGCCGAUUAAGAGGAUAUUCGGUGUUUAGAUACGCCACGGAGCAACCGUGUCAAAGAUUUGAUUUUUUGAAGACUACCAGCAGAAAUUUUUGAUAUCUGGAGAUGUGUAGAGCAUAGCUUGCUGCCUGAGUAUACGGGGCCAACAUUCUCCCAUGAUUCAUAUUUUUUUGUUCAACAAAGCAAAGUAAGGUCCAACCUCUAGUCAGCCCAUUGAGUUUUGGUUAACGUAACGCUCGCUCAUUUUCUAUGGGCUCCCAUUCACGAGAAGUUCUUUGGUGCGUCCGCCUGAGAACACUCGCGGGGGUGAGAUUCUCAUUGACGAGAUCUCACUCCCUUGUGAGUGUUGCUUACCGCGGCCGCCACAACAAAUUAUUUCAAUUAGGUUCUGGCGAAGAUUAUGUUUCUUUCAUUUAUCUCGUGAUUUUCUUUGACCAAAACAAAUCCUUAUAUUAAAUCAAAAUUCAAUUUUAUGUGUA